Molecule: messenger RNA, 570 nt
Organism: Paramuricea clavata
Lineage: Eukaryota; Metazoa; Cnidaria; Anthozoa; Malacalcyonacea; Plexauridae
Source: the annotation of a GenBank genome assembly
AUGAGAACGACCGCAGACUCUGAUAGUGCUACAUUAGAGAGUGAUGUUGAGAAUUCGUGUAACACUGACAACGAAGUGGAAACUGAUUCUGCGUCGGAAAGUGAUUCUGAUAAUGUAGAUGAUACUAGUAGUAAAGUAGGUGAUGAAUACGAAAGCGAUCCAUGGGCUCCUUUAAAAGCUGAUGCAGCCCAACAAAGUUUGUCGGAAUUUGAAGAACUAACGCAGAAUUUCACUGCAGAAGGUUUUGACGAAAACGAAGCUAAAGACAAGGCAUACUUACUUAUCCUACCAAACUUCGUAAAGGCUUGCAGAAUAUUUAUCUGGAACGUCUACUAUGGAUACGACAACUAAAGAGGGAUCCAUUACACAAAAAGAUUAUGGAAACCAGGGAUGUUUUUGUCAACAAUGAUAAUUUCGACCACAGGGAAGCGUUAGAAGCCGCUAUUGAUAAGAGAAAAUUUCUUUUGAAAAGACUUUUCAGAAACACAUGGUCUCCUAGUGACAUUGACCCUUAAUGGUUGUUUGUGUUUGGUUUAUAAAAAUAAAAUAAAAUACGAUCCUGUGUGGUAG